Messenger RNA from Peronospora matthiolae, 153 nucleotides. NCBI's taxonomy places the organism in Eukaryota, Oomycota, Peronosporomycetes, Peronosporales, Peronosporaceae. The record is from the annotation of a GenBank genome assembly.
AUGCUGCCACCCAGCAUCCAGAUCCACGAGGGACCUGGCCAAGUUGUUGUCAAGCUCGCUGACGGGAAACCACGCCGCGUAUCGCGGCGCGAAGUGUCGUUGCCGUACACGUUUGACGGCUUUCGCAGUAACGACAAUUUCUUGGUGAUUUAA